AUGGUCCACGUAUCUGGGUUUGACAUGGUUCCUCGCCUCUCAGGGUAUGAGGACCAAGAGUUAUGGGAAGAAUUCAUCGAGCACGUCCAGACCGUCUACAAAGAUGAGAGUACAUUCAAGAUCGAUGCCUACUACAUGGUAUUUGAAGAAGGGAAACAACUCCUCCUUCCUUUCGAAGGCCACAAGUUUCUGCGCUUCAGUUCUAUACCGGAUAACGAUUCCAGCGUAGAAGACUACAUCCGCUUAGUCACGGAUAUUGCCUCCUAUUAUUUCGGUUCUCGUGUUCGGUCAUGGCAAAGUACACGUGGUGAAUCCGGUUACUAUUCUGAGGAGGAAGUCAAUGACUCCUAUAGGCUCUACGAGCAGUCGGAUCCACCUAACAUUGAUUUCGAAGUUGGAGUUAUCCCUGGAAAGGGUAGAGGCCUUAUCGCCAGAGUUGAUAUUCCUGCUGGAGCCCUUAUCCUUUGCGAAAAGCCACUUCUCGUGGCUAGCACUAUGGCCUCAGGCAAUUUGGAGGCCACUGCGGCGCCGAGGCUGGAGGACCUGUCCAAGUCACAGCAACAGGAGUUUCUGUCUCUUCACAACAACUUUCCAGGCGAAGACCCUCUCAGUGGGAUCAUCAGUACAAAUGUACUUCCAUGUGGACCAGGCUCGAUUGUGGGCGGUGUCUAUCCCACGAUAUCCUUAAUCAACCACAGUUGUCUGCCGAACUCACACAACAACUGGAACAAUGAGAUAGGCGGCUACGAGACCAUCCAUGCUAUUGGGCCCAUUAAGGCAGGAGAGGAGAUUACCAUCUCUUAUGACGAAGGAGGCCCAUCUAAUGUGCGAAAACACAAGCUCAACAUGUCUUUUGGUUUCGACUGCGCAUGCUCUCUAUGCUCUAUGCCUCCAUCGGAACUCCAGGCUAGCGAUGAUCGUCGAGUGAAAAUUCAGCAGCUUUAUGCUAGCAUUGGAAACGCCUCUACUAUGAGAAAUAAUCCAGAGUCCAGCCUCAAAGACUGCUUGUCACUACUUCAUACUCUCCAGGAGGAAUACGGUGUCUGUGCCACGCCGUACAUGGCGCGGCUCUACUACAACGCCUUUAAGAUUUGCAUUUCGCAUGGAGAUGUCGACCGGGCUAUUACAUUCGCUGAUAGAUCUUAUCGAGCCACCUUUAUUUGUGAGGGAGAAUACAGUCCAGAGACGUCGAAAAUGAAGUCGUUUGUCUUGGAGCCUGAAAAACAUGAUAGUUUCGGUGCUUUUUCCAUGAGAUGGAAGACUGGCGAAGAAAAAGCUCCCAAUGGUAAUGGCACGGUGGAGUUUGAGAAGUGGCUAUUUAGACAGGAUUCUUGA
Fusarium mangiferae is the source of this 1335-nucleotide messenger RNA. RefSeq lists its product as uncharacterized. NCBI's taxonomy places the organism in Eukaryota, Fungi, Ascomycota, Sordariomycetes, Hypocreales, Nectriaceae. The record is from RefSeq and is a predicted model, not a curated record. The coding region runs from base 1 to 1335 and encodes 444 amino acids. The transcript has 2 exons. Gene Ontology annotation, molecular function: protein binding.